AUGGAGGACACUACCUCUCCCCGUGCCAAACAUCGCGCCGAGCAUCUCGCUCGAGACGCUGCAGCCGCAUCGCACGCCUCCUACUACGCUCACCCCGCCCUGCAUCUACACACCUACCUCGGCGGCGACAAACAGCCUGCUGUAGUCGACCGGGAGGGUCAGCUCGUCGGUGCUCUCAACGACCCGGCCCAGCCAAUUGCCCAAGGCCCGGAAGGCUCUGCGCCUCCCACAGGCGCGCCCACCAAGCCCGGCGCUGGCGUCCACAACAUUCCCGGUGUCAACGCCAACACCGAAGCGGACCGCAAAACUGGCAUUGAAGGCACAAAGGAAGAGGAGGGCGGAAAGCAGGAUGCUGGUGCGCCCAGUGGGGUUGACAAGGGUGCGCUGGAAAUUGGCGGAGAGGCUGGAGGGACCAAGACAUCGCCUGGGCCGACUGCCGAACAGGUGCAGCAGCAUCGGGCACAGGUGCAGCAGCAGAAUGGCAACCAUCUGGAUGUACCUAAUGGGCGGCCUGGGCUUGAGAGGCAUCGGAGUGUACAAGGGAGGAUGAACCCGCAUCUGCAAAUGAUGUGCGGGCCUCUGAUCUCGUACUAUACCGUCAAAGACAACAUCUGGCAAGGUGCUGCCAUGGUCGUCAUCCGAAAUGAAGGAUCGGUCCUCAACCCCCCACCUGCCCUUUCUCUCGCCUUCCACCCCUACACCCCUCCUUCUGACGGCCAACCCACUCUCCACGAGCCCGAAGUCCAGCUCCUCCCGCCUGCCACCAUCCCCUCCCAAAACAUAUUUACCUACAAUUCUUCCGAAGGCGCCAUGUCGUUCCACAGAUUCAUUAUCGAGGUCCCUCUUCAACGGAUCCAGACGACCGUGCGGUAUAGCUUGAACGGCGGAGCGGCUAUGGACUUUGUGGUACCAGCUUUGGGGCAGAACUUGCGGUGGGCCGCGCACAGUUGUAACGUAGGAUUCUCUUCCGGUGUCAACCCCGACGACUUUAAGGGUUCUUAUCCCUCUGGUUACGACCCAGUAUGGGAAGACAUGCUUCUCAAGCACCAGGAAAAGGCUUUCCAUUGUAUGGUUGGUGGUGGCGAUCAGAUUUACUGCGACGCCAUCACUCGGGAGCCCGAACUGCAAAGUUGGAUCAAUGCCCCGGAUAGGAAGAGCAAGUUGGCAUCCCCCUUGACUGAUGAAAUCAGACUUGCCGUUGACAGGUUCUACUUUAACCACUACUGCAAGAUCUUCCGAAGCAACGCCUUUGGCCGUGCCAACUCCACCAUCCCCAUGGUCAACAUGCUCGACGACCACGACCUGAUCGACGGUUUCGGCACUUAUGACGACGAAACCCAAGCCUCCUCUCUCAUGUCCCACGUCGGCUCCCGGGGAUACUUUUGGUUCCUGCUUUUCCAGCUCUUUGUCCAUGACGGUUUCGACGGCGUCGAUCACACCCCUGGGACGCAUAUCGUCAAGUCUCUCGUCUUGGGCGACAAGAAUGGACCUUGGAUCCCGCACCCGACACAUUCGCUUCUAGUCUACUUGGGGCCCAAGGUGGGGAUGUUGGCGCUGGAUUGUAGGGCGGAGCGAAAGUUGUCCGAGAUUGUGAGGCCGGAGACGUAUGCAAAGAACUUUGCCGAGGCGCGGAAGAGGUUUGUGGGUAUCGAGCAGUUGGUGCUUCUUCUUGGUGUUCCCAUCGCGUACCCCCGAAUGUCUUUCCUCGAGCAUUUCCUCGAACUCAAAUGGAACCCCGUCAACAUCCUCGCCCGUCACAACGCCAUGGGUCUCGGCGGUAUGGUCAACAAAUUCAACCAAGCCUCCGAACUCCUCGACGAUCUCAACGACCACUGGUGCGCCAACACCCACAAGAAGGAACGCAACUGGCUUGUCCUCGAGUGCCAGAAGAUUGCGCAAGAGACGCAUGCUCGAGUCACGUUCUUGUCUGGGGACGUGCACCUGGCGGCGGUGGGCUGUCUGUAUACGAAGGGGUCGAAGAAGGGGCAGGGGUUGAUGGAACCGGAGAAGGAUUGGAGGUACAUGUUGAAUGUGGUGACGAGCGCUAUUGUCAAUACGCCGCCACCUGGAGGAGCGGCCAAGAUGGUCGCCAUGCUCGGUGGGCAUACUCACCGUACUCUUCACAAACACGACACCGACGAACACAUGUUCCCCCUAUUCAAGACCGACACCGACGGUUCAGCUUUGUCCAAACAAUUCACCCUCGCGCGCCGAAAUUAUACCAUCGUCGAGUACCAACAAGGCGAUGGGAGCUUGAGCUUUGACAUCCGGGUGGAGAAGAGUCAAGGUGCGGGAGAGACUGUCGGGUAUGAGGUCAAGGCGCCCGCGCCGAGGUGGUAG
Messenger RNA from Cryptococcus wingfieldii CBS 7118, 2340 nucleotides. RefSeq names its product plasma membrane protein. Gene Ontology annotation, cellular component: membrane. The transcript is spliced from 8 exons. The record is from RefSeq and is a predicted model, not a curated record. Lineage: Eukaryota; Fungi; Basidiomycota; Tremellomycetes; Tremellales; Cryptococcaceae. Bases 1 to 2340 code for a protein of 779 amino acids.